AAAAAACUCACAGAAUCACGCAUCAACAAUCUCCGCGCUCUAAAUCGGUUUACAAUUUCUUCAAAAAGUUUGCUCUGUUUGAUCGAUAUCUUCUGCAUUACCACUCCACAAACCCAAACGAUUCCAUCCUAGGGUUUUGGUUUAUAGUUCUGAAUCCUACAGCUUCAAACUUCUAGAAACUCUCAGGUGUACCAUGAUUCAGACAAGAGGAGAGCUGAUCAAUAGUGAUCCUACAUUUGAUGAAUAUAAGUGCAGGUAUUACAAGGAGUUGACCCUCGGUCUGGUCAAAGUGAAGGUUUCAGAAAAGGUGUAUAAAUGUCCAUAUUGCCCCCAGAGUAGAGAAUACAGUUAUGAUGACCUCUGUAGGCAUGCAACUCGAAUAGCAACAGAAUCAAAAAGUGCUGGUUUAAAAGAAAAGGGGAAGCAUAUGGGACUUUUGGAGUUUCUAGAGAGAUCUAUCAAGUCUUCUGAAUCAACCUGUAAAAGAAGCAGAGAUCCUCAAUUGGGGUUGGAAACUCUCUUACAGAAAUGAGCAAAAGAAGUCAAGAACUUAUAAGCAGGACAGAUUCUGAUAUGGCUUUUGUUAUUCAACAGAAUGAAAUGAUCGUUGACAACUUUAACAGAGAUCUUAGAAUCUUGCAAGAGAAGGCAAACAAGAAAAUCAAAAAGAUUAUGACUGAGCAUGAACACAGCAAAAUGAAUGAAUCAGCAACUUUGAAGGAGCAGAAGCCAGAUGAAAGGAUGUUAAAGUUGGUAGAGGAUCAAAAGAGAGAAAUAGAAAAACUUAAGCACCAAAUCAUGGAGCUUGAGAAGACGUCUGAAUCCAUUAAAGAAAAUCUGAAAGAAAAGAAGAAGAAUUGA
Lactuca virosa is the source of this 861-nucleotide messenger RNA. NCBI's taxonomy places the organism in Eukaryota, Viridiplantae, Streptophyta, Magnoliopsida, Asterales, Asteraceae. The record is from the annotation of a GenBank genome assembly.